Drosophila ananassae is the source of this 4592-nucleotide messenger RNA. RefSeq names its product homeobox protein abdominal-B (gene Abd-B). Bases 1350 to 2840 code for a protein of 496 amino acids. The record is from RefSeq and is a predicted model, not a curated record. Gene Ontology annotation, cellular component: nucleus. Lineage: Eukaryota; Metazoa; Arthropoda; Insecta; Diptera; Drosophilidae. Gene Ontology annotation, biological process: regulation of transcription by RNA polymerase II. The transcript is spliced from 5 exons. Gene Ontology annotation, molecular function: RNA polymerase II cis-regulatory region sequence-specific DNA binding; DNA-binding transcription factor activity, RNA polymerase II-specific.
GCUGUUUGAGUUUCUGGUUCUGGAUUGUCGGUGUUGUCGCCAGCAUUUUCAUUUCAAGUUCGGUCGUCGCUCUGGUCGGUUGGAAGACGCGCGGGCGUCCCAGCAGCAACUACAACAACAGCAACAGCAGCAACAACAGCAACAGCAGCAGCAGCAACACGCCAGCAACAUACAACUUCGUUGAGCAACUUGGCUUAUUCGACUUGGAGUGUUUCGCUCGCGUAACUUGUGCUUUUCGGGAAACUGCUUCCUUAAAACUUAACACUGAAAAUUCAAAUUAGAAUUCAAAUCAAAAGUCACAAAAAUCAAAACAAUCGGCAGCAAUGCGGUGAAUAAAUAAUAACAUUUUUGUUAACUGUUGCAAGCAUUGAGUUUAAUUGUUUGUUUUGGUCGUAAAAUCAAAUUUUAUGACCAGCAACAUAAAAAGCCAGCCCCAGCCAGCAAAGGCAGCAACAACACCAAGCACGCACUGAAAAUUACGCUCGCGACUUGUGCCGGCCCCAAAACUAAAAGCCAACAACAGCAACUAAACUAAAUAAUUUAUCAAAAUAAUCACAAUAAAUAAAUCAAAGCUAAGUAAAAGCUCUGCUCCGCUCAACGAUAAGUGAUUCAAACAAAAAUCAAAACCAUCCCAAAUACUCCCUCGAAACAAGUUUGGAAAAAUUUUCAAAAAAUCAGACUCGUGACCAAUUUGAAAAUAUUGAGUGACCUCGAACACCCUGUGACUGGGAACUCUCUUGGCUGGUUUUUGAUCGAAUCAGCCCCCUGCCAGCCAGCAACAACAACAGCACGGACGGAAACAAAAAAAAACUGUGGCUCUCUUUUCGCCGCUCUUAGCGCUGUGUGCGUGUGAGCGUGUCCGUGUGUGUGUUUGAGCGUGUGCCAGCAGUGUGUGCGUGUGUGCGGUACGCAAAUAAAAAAAAUUAUAAACAAGAAGUAACUGGCCGAAUAAAAAUCAGAAAAAUAAACAGAGGAGUGUGAAACAAAAAUUAAUUACUUAACUAGAGUUGGCCAAUAGGGGGGGAGGAAAAAGAUUGGAAAAACGGUAAAGAGGUCGGUGGGUCGAGGCGAUCUCGACUGCACUGCACCACUGCAACAUCGCCGCUACAUCGCCCGAGUUUGAGUGAAACGCGUCCAAGAUAACCGUAAAUAUUCCACCCCUCCCCCAAACCCCAACCAUCCCGCUGGCGUGCGCUUUAUACGACCCCCACGAUGUCUCGGCAGUCGGGUCGCACGCCGCUGCCGGGGCGUGGUGGGGGCACCACACACCACACACCCACUCCCACACCCCCACGCACCCGCAUUCGCAUCCGCAUCCGCACCACCAGGCGCAUCCCUCGCUACCCGCCAUGCAGCAGCACCACCUCCAGCAGCAGCAGCAGCAUCUGCAACAGCAGCAACAACAACAGCAGCAGCAGCAGGAGCAGCAACAGCAGCAACACUUGCAGCAACUGCAUCAGCAUGCCGCUCACCACCACCUGCCUCAGCCUCUGCAUACCACCAGCCACCACCACAGUGCGCAUCCCCACCAGCAGCAGCAUGCCGUGGUCGCCUCCUCGCCCUCCUCGGUGCUCCAGCAGCAGCAGCAGCAGACGACGCCCACCACACAUUCCACGCCCACGCAUGCGGUCAUGUACGAGGAUCCCCCGCCAAUUGUUGCCGUGCAACAGCAGCAGCACCUUCCCGCUCCCCAGCAGCAGCAGCAACAACAACAGCUGGCGACAACACCGGUGGCCGGCGCCCUCAGUCCCGCCCAAACUCCCACUGGACCCUCCGCCCAACAGCAGCAGCAGCAGCAACAGCAACAGCAGACGCAGCAGCAACAUCUCACCUCGCCCCAUCACCAGCAACUGCCCCAGCAGCAACAGACUCCAAACAGUGUGGUCAGUGGCGCCUCCUCGAAUCUCCAGCAGCAGCAGCAGCAACAGAACUCCGCGCUCCCUCCUGGCCAGACACAAAUCGUUGCUCCGACCACGGCGAGUGUUUCUCCCUCCAGUGUUAGUUCCCAGAAGGAAGACCUCAACAUGUCCAUCCAAUUAGCGCCACUGGCCAUACCCGCCGCCAUCCGGGCCGGACCAGGAUUCGAGGCGGAGGCCUCGGCAGCUGUCAAGCGGCACUCGGCCCACUGGCCCUACAACGAAGAAUUCAACCCGUACCCCGCAUACACAUCACAGUACCCAAUGGAUCCGCGCGAACGCAAGCCCAUGUUCUACCCCUAUCCAGAUAGCCAGUUUCAGCAGAGCUGGCCAUACACAUACCGCCAUGAUCAGACGCCCACCACCUACAUGAGCGCCACCGAGGAGCGCCACGUGUCCGCGGCAGUGGCGGCCCGCCAGUCCGUCGAGGGCACUUCGCAGUCCAGCUAUGAGCCGCCCACCUACUCCUCGCCGGGCGGACUGCGCGGCUAUCCCAGCGAGGCCUACUCCAGCUCAGGAGCCUCCGGAGGGUUGUCGGUGGGCGCCGUGGGUCCUUGCACGCCCAACAACGCCCUGCACGAGUGGACCGGACAGGUGUCCGUCCGGAAAAAGCGGAAGCCCUACUCCAAGUUCCAGACCCUGGAGCUGGAGAAGGAGUUCCUCUUCAAUGCGUACGUGUCCAAGCAGAAGCGCUGGGAGCUGGCCAGGAAUCUGCAAUUGACCGAGCGACAGGUGAAGAUCUGGUUCCAAAACCGGCGCAUGAAAAACAAGAAGAACUCACAGCGCCAGGCCAAUCAGCAGAACAACAACAAUAACUCGAGCAGCAACCACAACCACGCCCAGGCCGCCCAGCAGCACCACAGCAACCACCACCUGAGCCUCGGCCUGAGCAUGGGCCAUCACUCCACCAAGAUGCACCAGUGACCCUUGGACAACAGCAGCGCGGGCGCCAUGGGCUUUGCCACCUACUAGCAGUUAGCCAACCCGGGUCUGGGUCCAGCUUCCAGCGCCGGCACCGGGACCGGGAAUCCCGCCCAGUCGCAUCCACCCAACCCGAUGGCCGAUCCGCAUUCGCAUCCGAAUACCCAUCUGAUCAAAAACGAACUGGCACUGGACUUCCCCUGUUAGCCAAUCAAUUAAAUGUACAAAAAAUCAAAGAGGAAAACGCAGAUCUCUGGGAUUCGAGCUGAGGAGCUGAGGAACUGCAUCUGGAGGAGGAGUUACCUUGGAGUCGCAGGCGUCGCUGUUCAUUGCUGACAAAGAUGUUGAUUGAAAUGCAGUUAAUUAUUAAGUACUAGAGAGAUCUAGGCCGAAUGCAUUCAGCUUAGUUCGGUAGAUGAAUAUAGAUACAAGAUACAAGAUACAUGAUACAAGUAAGACGGAGAAGUAGCAGCAGACACAGAUGCACUCUAGAUUCGCAACUGUUUGAAAAUAUAUAUAUAUAUAUAUAUAAAGAUGUAUGUAUUUCUCUCUCGAAGCUCUCAUUAACCCUAAGCGAGCACUAUGAAUUUUCUGAAUUAUAAAUUAUAAAAAAUAUGAAUAUAUAAUCCCGCAUAAAUUAUGAAUACACGCGUUCGAGUAGUAGAUUUUACCAUAACUAUCCAUGUAAGAGCGGUAGGAUGAGCACAUUGUAGACCCAGCUAAAAUGUUCAUGAAACAAAAACUAAAAUUGUUUAACAAUUUAACGAGAUCCCCUCAGCCCUCCUCACCACUCACCACCCAGUCUCACAGGCACACACAUACCACACACACUCCGCGGUUUAGGAUAAAUUUUGUCGUAUAAUGUUCGUCGUGUCGUGUCCUUUGAUACCUUUUAAGUUCCUGUAUAUAAACUAAGACAUCGGGCUGACUUCCGGCCGAAGCAAACACUCGAUAAUUAAAUUAAAAAUCAGAUAAUAUAUUUAUGUAGUACUCAUACUAUAUAAACUCGAAUUCGAUUUUAGUAAAAAUGUUAAUCGUAAGUCGCAAAAUUUCGAUGUGUGUGUGCAUGUUUACUCCAUAGUUGAAGUCGCUUUCGAAUUAAAUUAACUCUACUCCUAAAUCUAAACAAAAAACAAAAACAAAAAGCAAAAAUUAAAAAAAUCAAAAAAUAAACAAAAGAAAGGAAAUAUUAAAAUUUAACUAAAGUAAGCGAGUGUGAGCUAUAACGAUGAUGAGAAAGGGGAGCGGUCGAGGAGGAGGAAGUAAUUAGCAUACCGUAACAGCUACUUAUAUAUAGUACAUAUUAACGUACAUAUGCAUACAUAUAUUUUCAUGUGUAUCGACGCCGCUUGAUCCUGAUAUUAAGUCUAAGUUUAGUUGUGUUGUGUAAUUAUCGAUUUUGUUAAUGUUUUGCCCCGAGCAUUAUAUUAUUAUACCUAAAGCCCUUGAACUUUAAACCUAAAACCUAUACCUACACCUAUGCCUCUCAUUCUAUGUGUAUAAUUGAUUAAUUGAUACAUAAUUGAUGAAAUGAUUUCACCCACUGCUUUAUUCACGUUCUUGUAUUAUUAUUAUUUCGAGCCCUCGAUAAGUUGUAGUCUAAAGUCGGUUAUGUUUAUGAUUAUGUUCGAUUAUAGUUUGUUUAGUGAAUUUUAAUCUAGCGUUAGCAAUUCUCUUUUUUAAAAAGUUAAUUAUUGUGAAUAAAAAACAACAAUUGCAGCAUUGCAACAAAUAUACACACAAUUCAAAAACCAA